AUGACCUCUAUAAACCAUGACUAUAACUUGUGCCCUGUCACCCUUCUCUUCCCCUCUUCCACCUCUUGCCACUGCGCUGACCAUGUGCCGCCUAGGGAGCUUGGCAAGGAAUUUGGUAAAAUUUUGAACCUUAAAAAUACCUUAAAAAACAAUCCUACUAACAUCCUUACUAACCUCUGUACUGGCCUCGAAAAAUUUCUCGGCUUCAACUCUGACUCCAAAGGCUACGACGGCACUGGUAUUGUCUACUCUGACCUGGAUAGGCUGUGUGACGGGGUGAUGGGAUUUUUGAGUGGUGUGCUUGAAGCAGUUAAAAACGAAAAUGAAGUGACAACUUAUGAUAAUUACAUCACUGGAGACAAUAAAAAACUCAAAGAUGUACUAGACUUGUUAAAUAAUAAUAUUGGCUCCGGGCGUACUGGACUUGUGGCGUCUGUCGGCGCGGUGAAGGGGUGGUUGGGGGGGUAUGAAGAGAAAGUAAAUGAACAAAUUGAAAAAUUCAAAGAACCAAUGGAAACCAUGAAAAUUGACAUGAACAAAUAUGAUAAGAAAUUCGAAACCUUAAAAAAUGAAUCCCUACAGCACCAACAUGAUAAGUGGCGUAACCUUACUAGGCUGUACCUACAAAAUGCUCAGCAAGCCGAUGAGGCGAGAAAAACAUUGGACUCAGCGCUCUGUAAAAAGUUAGAAACGCCGGUAAAAGUGGUGGAAGAGACCGUGAAGGCAUUUUAUGAGACCUCUAUGAAUAGUGCUCUGAUGCAGCAGGCGCAACACGUGGACAAUGAGAUGACAGUUCACCAAGCGCAUAUUGUGAACACGAUAAUUCAGAGAUGCAAUACGCUGAACGACAUAUUACAUAAGGAGUUCACAAAAAUCUUGGAAUCCAUUGGUAGAUUGAGUGACGAAAAAAGGAAACACAUCAACGAUAUCCUUAAUAUCAUUGGUAUAACAAAGGGCACUAUUACAAGCGAAUUUGGUGAGUAUGAAACCAAUUUUAAGAAGAAUAUUUUGACAUUAUUCUCUGAUAUAAGAAAGAAAGUAGAAAGUGCUCACGGUUCGCUACAGCGCAAUAAUGCGGAACUCCAUUCUUUAGUGGACCAGGCGGAGGAGCAUUUCGCGACGUUGAAACAGAAUACUAUCAGUAAUAUUGCUGAAGGGGGUACCGUGGAUAGUAUAGAAAAACAUUGGUUUGAUCUUCAAUUGAAAAUUAGUAGGCUUGUUAAUGGUGUUAAUGGCACAUCGACUGAACCCCCAAAUGCGGGUCUAUCGCAAGUCGUCGACGGCAUUAAGCAAUAUGCUCUUAUGUUUAACGGGGACGGGUUCAAAACAAAAGUGGAGGAGUGGGUAAGGAAAAUUCUUAAGGAAGAGGAGAUUUGUAGCUUACUGAAAACGUAUUACAAGUUCAACAAAAAUGAAGACCAGAAUGGCCAAUCAUAUGCUAAAAAAGGUAAAACGCAGUUUGCGAAUAAUUUCAAUACUGACAUCAAGCAAGUAGAGGAUUUACAUCCUACGAUCAUAGAAGCGAUAAAGACCGAACUUCAGACUAUCAUUGGCCAGGCUAGUGCACUUGUAAAACGGCAUAUGGAAGAUGCGGAAGCUUCGCGCCAUUCAUUACCAAAGAUAAGAAUGUAUGUUAAAGCGCUAAACAGUGGCUGCAACCAAUUUGCGACUGAACUAGGAUAUAAGCUUAAGGACACGGGGUUUGAAAUGUUUUUGGAAGAUAUACUGCAUGCUAUAGGACGCAAAGUUAAGGCAGCGAAUGCGUCCUCAUACAGCCAUUAUACUCUUAAAAGCGUCGUUCACUCGAUCCUCCGACAACUCGUCGAUGUCGCCCGGCAAACUGGCCCCGAAAUCGAGAGAUUCACAGUUAUCUCUCACAUAGAAUACGUGGAAACGGCUAUGAAAAAACUCGAAGAGUUCGGCAAUAAUUUCUAUAAACCCCAACACACUGGAAAUACUAUUGACGCAGCAUUGAAAAGCGUUAGAGAGAAGAUAGCGAAUCUUGAUAAAUUGAUAGUACAAGGAGGCAACGGCUCUAUGAAUGGUAAACUUGCCUCAAUCGCCUCCGUGGUGGAAACGCUGGAGAAAAUCCAACGAGCCGAUGAGACGGGUAAUGUGGAGAUAAAUCAAAAGGCAGCUGAAUAUCAUAUGGAAGUGUUGAAAGGUCAGCUGUUUGAUAGGAUUCGGAACGUAGAAACGAACGUCAAGGACGCCGAGAAGGCAUUAACUGACGCAAUUAUUGGGGUCGAGACCGCUGUUGGCACAGCACACGAUCAUAUCCAAAACGCCGUCAAAGACCUCAAAGUUGAACUACUUCGCGUCACUGAAAACGCUUUCACAUCAAUGGUACGAGAGGUUAAAAGUCUCUUCGCCGAGUCCCACCGCGCCCACCUCGCCGCCCUCCGCUCCCUCGUCGACCGGCAGCUGAAGGCGGUGCAAGACAUAAUCGCGAAGGACAGGGUGACGGGCGUGAAGGGGAUGCUGAAGACGCUGAGUGGUGUUUCGGUUUACGUAAAAUCCAAAAUGCCCGCCAGUUCGUCGGAUACUAACAAUAUGCUCAUUCAACUCAAGAACAAAAUAGAAGAACACAGCGUGAUUAUAAGUCAAGCGUCUCCAUACGUUAAAACAUAUCUACGUACAUAUCUUAUGUAUAUAAUUAGGGACAUCAAAGAAUUGUUAGAAAAGCAGACGUCCCCCAAGGUCGACUACUCUCCCAAGGUAACUGGUAUUCUUGACCAACUUGAAAAAUUAUUCGACCACCUCGAAAAACCAAAAUUAUACGCCUACGAUCACACAUUCGUCGACUUACGCAAUGAUCUUAAUGGCAUUCUUAACGCUUUACAUCCCUCAUCUUUUGCCGACUCCCCCUCCCCCCUCCUCGCCCCCCUCAAGGCCGGCCUCGCCGAAUUCGCCGCGCAACUCGGCCUCGCGUACGUGAACAGGUACUCGGGUAAACAAUUCGAGGGUCAAUUGUGGACAACUAAGCGAGUUACUGAUUCUGAAAAACCCGACAGUCCUCCAAAAACUGUUACCGUUUUAACCCCUGAGGGUCGCAACUGCGCCAAGGUCUGCCUGACGAUAGUGGAGAUACUGGUUGGUGGGUUGACUGACCUAAGCAAGAAAUGUGAACUACAAUGGAGUACUAAAGAAAUACAUCGUAUUAGCGGUCUCGGUACAUUUUUAAGUGAUUGCGGUUACGUUGUUUCCAAUAGGGAUAAGCAGGACGGUGAACUGCAGCGCAGUGACAAGAUGACAGGGAAUCAGAUACGACUGAGACUUAAGGAGAAGAAAUACACUUCGAAUACAGAAGUUAGCCAUCUCCUUGAAUGUGAGACAAAUAAAGAUUCAAAUGGUAAUAAGAUUAAAAGUCUCGAGUUUGAUUUCUUCGACGUUCUCAAGUGCCUCCAUUGCCACCUGGAGACGUACUAUACACUCGGCCACAUGGCAUCUUUCACUGCCAAACGUAAUCCAUGUUCCGUGUACGAGAUGCUUAUUUGGUGCGCUGGUUUGCAUUAUAAUUCGGUUUACGAGAUAUUUGUGCGCGAUGGUUUCACUGGUCUGAUGGAGAAACCGAAGAAGAAGAUAAUACAGGCGAGCGACGACGGAUUGGAAUUGGAUGCUGAAUAUGACGAUUUGACAUCGUACUACGUGGACGUGUUCCCGAGUAAGAUCCGAUAUGGCCACAUAACCGCAGCCGUCGACCAUAUUUGCGCAACAUCGCAUGACGUGCUGACUCGCAUCAUCGGUCACGGCGACGAAUACACAACGUACGGCGUUGACUUCUGCAACAACUCUCUCAAAUUCCGAUAUCCGACGUCGGCUGAGGAAUGCCUUGACAUGUUUCUCGACAUCCUCCGCAGAUUGUUCCCGCCACUCAAAUACCUGGAGGCGCAGUGCAGCACCGCCGCGAGAGAGUACGGGUGGGCAGGUUGCCAUUAUGGCAAAGACGUACAGACGACCAAUUGGCCCUGCAGUGAACACUCAAGCAGCAAAGUAACGUGCCAACCAAAUGAUCAAGCAAAGUGCGAACCAAAUUGCCAACCAAAAUCGCCGUUGAUGUCCUAUCUGAACGAUUGCUUACCUGGCCAUUUACCUCACGUUUUGAGUGACAUUGGCUGCAAAGCGAAAUGUACUACCUGCCCGAGAUCGAUGCCUGGAAUGCCCUGCUUGACCCCUCUCGGAUUCCGAGGUUUCUCUGGGACCAAGCGUGAAGGCAGAGACAUAUGCAACGUGCUGGGCAAAUUCUUCGACAACGGCAACCUAAAGGUACUAUUCAGCUUGCAAGCUAAAACGCCAUCCACGUUACCGGAACAUUUUGGUUUUGCAUUAUCCUUUGUAAAAGGGUGGAAUGAUGACAAAUCGACACGAAGUCAUAGCAUUAAGCAGUCCAUUGAAGCAUCCAUCACCGACCGGUCUAUUAAUCUAUAUGAGCCACCCAGCACGCUCACCGACAAACUACGUGACGCAUAUGGUAGCACGCAUACCAAAUACGGCGAUAAAAAUCAUCUUCAUGCAUACGCUGACUUGUCAAGUCUUGCGAUAGCAAAACCAUGUACCGUUGACGGUGUCAAUUGCGCUCCUUAUCUCUCAUCCCUAUGCAUCGAUUCAUAUCAUCACCUUGCAAAGAAACAAUCCAACACAUACUUGUCAUGGGCCAUCUACCUCCCGUGGACAUUCUGGGAUCUACUCAACAAUCUCUACAACGCCUUCUGCUCCAUCAACUGCCAGGACUGGGGAUGCCGUGGAUGUCUCCGCGGUGAUAAGUGUAAGAAGGGAGAGCAUGGUGUCGUUGAUGAUGAUAAGCCAUCUGCCAUUUGUCAAUGCCCUUCCAUCGUCGACUGCAAAGGCGUCGCACCAACGCUCUACCAAUUUGGUUUCGUCUUUGGGGAAGCGUCGACGUUGAAUGACAAGCAAUCGCCGAAGAAGUGUUCCGAUUUCUGUAGUCAAUUGAAGAAUGUGUUGACAUCUGAAUAUUUUGUAAAGUUGUUUGAGGAGUGUGACAACUUCCUGUGGAAAAUCCGUGAACCGUUCUCCUAUCUUGUUGUAGCGCUCUGGCUCCUCUCUGUCCUGUACCUCAUCCACAUCAUGGUCAUCCGCCUCGACCUCCUCCACAUCAAAUCUCACUUACACUCACCAUCAUCGCAUCGUAUAGCUGCGCAAUCACUACUUGCUGCUGCACGCGUUAACAAGCUUAACAGGGUGUUUUACCUGCAACCAUAA
Molecule: messenger RNA, 5220 nt
Organism: Babesia bigemina
Lineage: Eukaryota; Apicomplexa; Aconoidasida; Piroplasmida; Babesiidae
Exons: 1
Coding region: 1-5220 (1739 amino acids)
Source: RefSeq, a predicted model, not a curated record